Molecule: messenger RNA, 891 nt
Organism: Bursaphelenchus okinawaensis
Lineage: Eukaryota; Metazoa; Nematoda; Chromadorea; Rhabditida; Aphelenchoididae
Source: the annotation of a GenBank genome assembly
AUGAGGACCUUGGUCUUGGCUGUUGUGGCCUUCAUGGCUUUUAUGCCAACGACUUCUUUGUACUUUCACAUUGCCGAAACGGAACGAAAGUGUUUUAUCGAGGAGAUUCCAGAUGAAACUAUGGUAAUUGGUAACUACAAGGUCCAGUUGUACGAUCCAAACACGAAAGGCUACGGAGAUUAUCCUAACAUGGGCAUGCACGUGGAGGUCAAGGAUCCUGAUGAUAAGGUAAGGCUUUUCUUUGUUUCUUUUUGUCUUUAGGUGUUUCCUGUUGGAUAUUGUAAAGGUUUACUAGCAAACUGAUGUGUUUAUAGGUUAGAAAGCGGAAAAUCUUUAAUUUUAUUUGAUAAUACUAUAAACUAAUAUUGUGGUAAACAUUUUAUAAUUUAUACAAGGCUUUUGAUUUCAAUAUAUAUCAAAUGUUUAUGAUAUUAUUCUUGAUUAUUUGAUUUUACACAAAUCUUUAAAUUUUAGGUAAUUCUGAGCAAGCUCUACACAUCAGAAGGUCGUUUUACCUUUACCUCUCACACUCCUGGAGAGCACUUGAUCUGUUUGUACUCAAACUCUUCUUCAUGGUUCUCUGGAUCUCAACUUCGUGUUCAUCUGGACAUUCAAGUUGGUGAACAUGCUACCGAUUAUCAACAAGUAGCUGCCAAGGACAGAUUGAACGAAGUUCAACUGAGAAUUAGGCAAUUGUUGGAUCAAGUGGAGCAGAUUCAGAAGGAACAAAACUAUCAACGCUACAGAGAAGAACGAUUCAGAUCGACUUCAGAAUCUACCAAUCACAGAGUUUUGUGGUGGGCGAUCGGGCAAACUUUGGUGCUGGUACUGUGUGGAGCUUGGCAAAUGAAGCAUUUGAAGGGAUUCUUUGAGGCCAAGAAGCUUGUUUAG